CUCCUCAAAAAAAAAAAAAAACCUAGUUCCGCAGCGCCGACGUCGAAAGCAGAAGAUCGGAGGGCGAGAGAACAUAAUGGCGACAGGGAAAACAGUGAAGGAUGUGUCUCCACACGAGUUCGUCAAGGCUUACGCUGCCCAUCUCAAACGCUCCGGCAAGAUUGAGCUGCCACCGUGGACAGACAUAGUGAAGACUGGUAAACUCAAGGAGCUUGCUCCUUAUGACCCUGACUGGUACUACAUCAGAGCCGCAUCGAUGGCGAGGAAAGUGUACUUGAGAGGUGGGCUUGGAGUCGGUGCCUUCCGCAGGAUCUAUGGAGGAAGCAAGAGGAACGGAAGCCGUCCUCCUCAUUUCUGUAAGAGCAGUGGUGGUGUUGCUCGUCACAUUCUUCAGCAGCUUCAGACCAUGAACAUUGUCGACCUUGACACCAAGGGGGGGAGGAAGAUCACAUCGAGUGGUCAGAGAGAUCUUGACCAAGUUGCGGGAAGGAUCGCAGCUGCCGUUUAAAAAUCAAGAUCGCAAUGAACUGAUUGUCAUUUUUGAGAUUAGUUAAAAUGGAAUGAGUUGCCUUUUGAAACUAAUAGUGGAUAUAGACUUUGUUCUCAUUUUUUUGUUUUGACGAGUUAUUUAUUUCCUUUUCCUGCUUUUGUAUUCUCAGUCUCAGCGACUUAUCCAAAAAUAUUUGAUACUAUCCA
Molecule: messenger RNA, 696 nt
Organism: Raphanus sativus (radish)
Lineage: Eukaryota; Viridiplantae; Streptophyta; Magnoliopsida; Brassicales; Brassicaceae
Product: 40S ribosomal protein S19-3
Exons: 4
Coding region: 77-508 (143 amino acids)
Biological process (GO): ribosomal small subunit assembly; translation
Cellular component (GO): cytosolic small ribosomal subunit; ribosome
Molecular function (GO): RNA binding; structural constituent of ribosome
Source: RefSeq, a predicted model, not a curated record